AUGUCUACCUCUCCAUCCGAUGAAGCCGCCCAUCAUGCGCCGGCCAAUCCGACGUCUCCUGGUUCCUCCAAAGCCAGUCGCCCGCAAACCGCCACUGGCCUCCUUCCACCUCAACAUUGGAUACAGCUAACCGAGGAAGAUGAUGCACCGGACGAUACCGACUCGACCCUGUCUGAUAAUGCUAGCUCAACUGCAUCCCUGGCUUCUAGCAUCCUCCAGUACAGGACGCUUCACGGCAGGUCGUACCAGAGUGAGCGGGGCAAUACCAACUACUGGGGCCCCAUCGAUGAUCUUCAACAGGAGGCAAUGGACAUCAACCAUCAUGUGCUUACGCUGCUACUGGGCGAUAAGCUCUACUUGGCACCCAUCUCAACGGAUAUCCAGGCGGCGGUAGAUAUUGGAACUGGCACAGGAAUAUGGGCUAUGGAAUUCGCUGAUAUGUUUCCCAAUGCCUCGGUUGUUGGGACUGACCUUGCACCCAUCCAACCAACUUGGAUACCACCAAACCUCGAGUUCCAGAUAGAUGACUGCACCCAAGAAUGGUCCUUCGCCUCCGCGUCCCUCGACUACGUCCACAUACGCUGGCUAGUCGGCAGCAUCGUAGACUGGACAGCCCUCUUCAAGCAAGCAUACAAAAGCCUGAAGCCGGGAGGAUACGUAGAGAGCUACGAGCCAGGCUCCCGCGUUGAGAGCGACGACGGCACAGUUCGUGAAGGAAGUGCUUUGAGUCAGUGGGAGAAAUUCUUUGUCGAGGGCGGACGCAAGCUCGGUCGACCUUUCACCAUCUUCGAAGAGGGGAUACAGAAGGCCGCAAUGAGAGAUGCUGGAUUUGUUGAUAUUGAAGAAAGAGAUUUCAAGAACCCCGUUGGCGGGUGGCCUAAAGAUCCAAAGCAGCGGAGCAUCGGACAGUAUACGCAAGCCGCCUUCGAACAAGACGCCAAGGGAACGGUGCUGCAUAUGGCGACUUCUCUUGGAUGGACGGAAAGAGAGAUUACCGUCUUUGUCGCUCAUUUGAAGCGUGAUAUCCGGUCGCCAAAGAUUCAUUCGUAUUAUAGGCAGAAGGUGGUUUGGGGAAGAAAGCCCAUUUGA
This is a messenger RNA of Fusarium sp. VM40, 1089 nucleotides long. NCBI's taxonomy places the organism in Eukaryota, Fungi, Ascomycota, Sordariomycetes, Hypocreales, Nectriaceae. The record is from the annotation of a GenBank genome assembly.